Messenger RNA from Naegleria fowleri, 951 nucleotides. RefSeq lists its product as uncharacterized. Lineage: Eukaryota; Heterolobosea; Eutetramitea; Acrasida; Naegleriidae. The coding region runs from base 1 to 951 and encodes 316 amino acids. The record is from RefSeq and is a predicted model, not a curated record. The transcript has a single exon.
AUGUCCCAACAAGCUUCCAAUCAUGCUCUCACUUCCGAUCAAAUCGAGUUCUUCAAUCAAAACGGUUUUUUGAUCAUUGAGAAUUUUAUUCCUCCCGAAACCAAUUCCAUGCUCCGAGAGAGGAUCAAGUAUGUGGUUGAACAUCAAUUUAAACCCAACAAAAACCAUGCAGUGUUUUCAACUUACAAGCAAGACUCUAAACGAGAUUUGGAAAAGUAUUUUGAAGAUUCAGUUGAUAACAUUUCCUUCUUUUUGGAAAAGAAUGCAAAUAUUGAUCCCGAGACCGGAGAAUUAAAACAAGAUAAAUUCUCAUGCAUUAACAAAAUUGGUCAUGCUCUUCAUGAGAAGGAUGAAGUAUUCAGAAAAUUUUCUCAUCAGCCAAAACUCUAUGAAAUUGUUAAAACAUUAUCACACUUUGAGAGACCAAUUAUUUUGCAAAGUAUGGUCAUUUUCAAGCAACCAUUCAUUGGAGGAGAAGUCAUUGCUCAUCAUGAUGCCACUUUUCUCUACAAUGAACUCGAGAAUGAUACAACAGAAAAUCCAGUCAUUGGUUGUUGGUUUGCUUUGGAAGAUGCCACUCGUGAGAAUGGAUGUUUAUGGGUGUUGCCAGGUUCUCACAAGUGGGGCUGCAUCAAAAGAUGGGUACGAGUUCCUUCAGAGACUGAUCCAAAUGUACACGAGAUGAAAAUGGAAGUCACACAACCAGAUUUACUCCAAUAUACUACUGAAAUGAAUUAUGAACAUGACAAGUAUAUUCCUGUGGAAGUGAAGAGUGGAACAUUGGUUCUACUGCAUGGCUAUUUGCUUCAUAAGAGUUUCGAGAAUACCAGUAGCAAGUCACGAGAGGCAUAUACCUUACACGUAUUGGAUCAAGCGAAACCUUUUUCAAAACGUCAAUGGAUUCAACCAAAGAGAGAACUUGUUAAUUAUUUUGAGACACAGAAUGAUUAA